This is a messenger RNA of Colletotrichum paranaense, 1080 nucleotides long. RefSeq lists its product as uncharacterized. Bases 1 to 1080 code for a protein of 359 amino acids. NCBI's taxonomy places the organism in Eukaryota, Fungi, Ascomycota, Sordariomycetes, Glomerellales, Glomerellaceae. The record is from RefSeq and is a predicted model, not a curated record. The transcript has 2 exons.
AUGGACAGACUUUGGGGCAGGUGGCUCAAUAUCCAAACAUUGGUCAUCAAGCCUCGACUUAUGACUCCAUUUGUCACCUCCGCAACCUUUGUUCGCUCAGACGGCACUGGACGUGUUUGUGCUCGGCUGGUCGCGGACAGAGUCACGCGAGCACACGGCUUACAGCCUAAUCGAAAGCAGGAAGGCGCCAAGUUCCACACAUCAACAACACCACUAUGCCUCCCAACAGCCAUCAUCUUCCCGUCCAUCGAAAAGGCCGCCGCCGUCACUAGCCCAUCAAUCCCCACCGCGGUCGUCACUUCAGCCAGAACCUGUCCAGAGUACACAUCUGAGAUAUCCAUCCCCUCCUCUGUCCGACACGCCAGGAACCGACAAUCCGGCGACACCGCCAGCGGCCACCCUUCGUUGUUCCGCACUUUGUUCAUCUCCCAGCUCGAUACCCGCCCAGCCUCGUGCUCCCACACAUACACGGCCCUCGCCCACACCGACACAACCACCCUCCCAUCCGGCGACACCCCCAACGCCCGCGCCCCCGUCCCCGUCCCCGUCACAACCCCAUCCACCUCCAUCCGCCGUAGCGUCCUCCCCGUCUUGGCCUCCGAUAUCCUCACCGUCCCGUCCCUCGACAGCGUCACGAGGUCCGCACCGUUCGGCAUGAAGAGAACAUGCGUCGGCGCAGCAUGGUUCAUCACACCCGCCACCUUCUUCGUAGGUGGCAUCCCCGGCGGACUCGUCGCCGCCUCAAACACAACAACAACGCUCAACGGAUCCGCCGCCGCAAACUUCUUCCCGUCGGGGCUAAACGCCGCGGGAUGCCCGACACCGUUCAACGCGCACCGCACCCCUCGCCCUUCCUCCCCGGCGCGGAGCUUCACCCGCCACUCCCGCUUCCAUCCUGCAUCCUUCUCCACCACCGCCGUCAGUUUUCCAUCCGGGCUGAAGACGACCACAGGCGCGUCGCUGCUGAUGUCAGACGGCACGAGGCGCGCGCCCACGGCGCCGGGCUUCUGGGGAAAGUCCCAGAUCUUGGUGCUGGAGGGAAGCGCGGUGCCCGAGUUGUCUUGCGAUGUGGCGACGUAG